AUGGACCAGGAGGAAUGGAGGAUCGUGCUGCUGGGGAGGACUGGUGUUGGGAAGAGUGCAACAGGAAACACCAUCCUGGGAAGAAAUGCUUUCAGAUUACAAAGAUCUUUUUACUCUGUAACAGAACACAGUGAACGUGUAGAAGCUGUGAUAGAAGGAAACCGUGUACGUGUGGUUGAUACACCAGGAUUCUUCUACACAAAACUGCCACGAGAUCAGUUAGCGAUGGAGUUGGGCAGGACUGUUUACCAAUCACAACCAGGAGUUCAUGCUCUCAUUCUGGUUUUCAGAUUUGAUAAUUUCACAAAACAGGAAGUAGAAAUAAUUAAUAAGUUACAGGAGGUUUUUGGUGAACAGGUUACAAAUUUUGUGAUCAUUUUGUUUACUCAUGCUGAGGGUGUAAGAGAGGAAGAAAUAAAUCAGGAAAGAGACAGAAAUGAACAUCUCAGAAGGGUGUUAGAUCAGUGUGGAGGAAGAUUUCACCUCUUUAAUAAUGCAGAACCACAGAACAGACAGCAGGUCACUGAACUUCUGCAGAAGAUAGACAGGAUGGUGCAGCAGAAUGAAGGAAGAUUUUAUACUAAUAAGAUGUAUGAGGAAGCACAGAGCUUAAACUGGUGGGAAUUCUGGGAGAAAAAAAAGUCAUUAUUUAACAGUGCUGCUGGUGUUGUAGCUGAAGUGGGGACUGACUCUGUAGGUGUGCUGAUUGCAGUAGCAGUAGUUAUUAUAUUGGUAUUUUUAGGAGGUAACGGGAAUUCAUGA
Trichomycterus rosablanca is the source of this 762-nucleotide messenger RNA. RefSeq names its product GTPase IMAP family member 9-like. Gene Ontology annotation, molecular function: GTP binding. The transcript has a single exon. The coding region runs from base 1 to 762 and encodes 253 amino acids. NCBI's taxonomy places the organism in Eukaryota, Metazoa, Chordata, Actinopteri, Siluriformes, Trichomycteridae. The record is from RefSeq and is a predicted model, not a curated record.